AUGCUGUGGUUCCCUCAUGCUGUGGUUCCGUCAUGCUGUGGUUCCAUCAUGCUGUGGUUUCAUCAUGCUGUGGUUCCCUCAUGCUGUGGUUCCCUCAUACUGUGGUUCCAUCAUGCUGUGGUUUCAUCAUGCUGUGGUUCCAUCAUGCUGUGGUUCCGUCAUGCUGUGGUUCCAUCAUGCUGUGGUUCCAUCAUAAUGUGGUUCCAUCAUAAUGUGGUUCCAUCAUGCUGUGGUUUCAUCAUGCUGUGGUUCCCUCAUGCUGUGGUUCCGUCAUGCUGUGGUUCCAUCAUGCUGUGGUUCCGUCAUGCUGUGGUUCCAUCAUGCUGUUGUUCCAUCAUGCUGUGGUUCCAUCAUGCUGUGGUUUCGUCAUGCUGUGGUUCCCUCAUGCUGUGGUUCCGUCAUGCUGUGGUUCCAUCAUGCUGUGGUUCCGUCAUGCUGUGGUUCCAUCAUGCUGUUGUUCCAUCAUGCUGUGGUUCCAUCAUGCUGUGGUUCCAUCAUGCUAUGGUUCCAUCAUGCUGUGGUUCCAUCAUGCUGUGGUUUCAUCAUGCUGUGGUUUCAUCAUGCUGUGGUUCCCUCAUGCUGUGGUUCCGUCAUGCUGUGGUUCCAUCAGUUGUGGUUCCAUCAUGCUGUGGUUCCAUCAUGCUGUGGUUCCGUCAUGCUGUGGUUUCAUCAUGCUGUGGUUCCAUCAUGCUGUGGUUUCAUCAUGCUGUGGUUCCCUCAUGCUGUGGUUCCGUCAUGCUGUGGUUCCAUCAGUUGUGGUUCCAUCAUGCUGUGGUUCCAUCAUGCUGUGGUUCCAUCAUGCUGUGGUUUCAUCAUGCUGUGGUUUCAUCAUGCUGUGGUUCCCUCAUGCUGUGGUUCCGUCAUGCUGUGGUUCCAUCAGUUGUGGUUCCAUCAUGCUGUGGUUCCAUCAUGCUGUGGUUCCCUCAUGCUGUGGUUCCGUCAUGCUGUGGUUCCAUCAUGCUGUGGUUCCAUCAUGCUGUGGUUUCAUCAUGCUGUGGUUUCAUCAUGCUGUGGUUCCCUCAUGCUGUGGUUCCCUCAUGCUGUGGUUCCGUCAUGCUGUGGUUCCAUCAGUUGUGGUUCCCUCAUGCUGUGGUUCCGUCAUGCUGUGGUUCCAUCAUGCUGUGGUUUCAUCAUGCUGUGGUUCCAUCAUGCUGUGGUUUCAUCAUGCUGUGGUUCCAUCAUGCUGUGGUUCCGUCAUGCUGUGGUUCCAUCAUGCUGUGGUUCCAUCAUGCUGUGGUUCCAUCAUGCUGUGGUUUCAUCAUGCUGUGGUUCCAUCAUGCUGUGGUUCCGUCAUGCUGUGGUUCCAUCAUGCUGUGGUUCCGUCAUGCUGUGGUUUCAUCAUGCUGUGGUUCCAUCAUGCUGUGGUUUCAUCAUGCUGUGGUUCCCUCAUGCUGUGGUUCCGUCAUGCUGUGGUUCCAUCAUGCUGUGGUUUCAUCAUGCUGUGGUUCCCUCAUGCUGUGGUUCCGUCAUGCUGUGGUUCCAUCAUGCUGUGGUUCCGUCAUGCUGUGGUUCCAUCAUGCUGUGGUUUCAUCAUGCUGUGGUUUCAUCAUGCUGUGGUUCCCUCAUGCUGUGGUUUCAUCAUGCUGUGGUUCCCUCAUGCUGUGGUUCCGUCAUACUGUGGUUCCAUCAUGCUGUGGUUCCAUCAUGCUGUGGUUUCAUCAUGCUGUGGUUCCCUCAUGCUGUGGUUCCGUCAUGCUGUGGUUCCAUCAUGCUGUGGUGCCGUCAUGCUGUGGUUCCAUCAUGCUGUGGUUCCGUCAUGCUGUGGUUCCGUCAUGCUGUGGUUCCAUCAUGCUGUGGUUUCAUCAUGCUGUGGUUCCCUCAUGCUGUGGUUCCGUCAUGCUGUGGUUCCAUCAUGCUGUGGUUCCGUCAUGCUGUGGUUCCAUCAUGCUGUGGUUCCAUCAUGCUGUGGUUCCAUCAUAA
Molecule: messenger RNA, 1920 nt
Organism: Knipowitschia caucasica
Lineage: Eukaryota; Metazoa; Chordata; Actinopteri; Gobiiformes; Gobiidae
Source: the annotation of a GenBank genome assembly